Molecule: messenger RNA, 4303 nt
Organism: Terrapene triunguis (Three-toed box turtle)
Lineage: Eukaryota; Metazoa; Chordata; Testudines; Emydidae
Gene: SLC16A6
Product: solute carrier family 16 member 6
Exons: 6
Coding region: 295-1866 (523 amino acids)
Biological process (GO): monocarboxylic acid transport; transmembrane transport
Molecular function (GO): monocarboxylic acid transmembrane transporter activity
Source: RefSeq, a predicted model, not a curated record
AGGCGCUGGGGGGGCAGCCCGGCCGGGGGGGGCACAGACCCUAGCCCUGCUCAGAGUGGGGCUAGCGCCUCUCUCCCCCCCCCUUCUCCAGCCACAGCCCCUCCCCUGCACAGGGGUCCCUGCCCGGCUGCCCUCCCCAGCCCCUUCCCCGCCUUGGGGGGCUCCUGCUCCAGCCAGCCCCCUGCUCCCUCACCCACCAUGCUGCCGAUCCGCUGCUGAGCUCGCCUGCACCCCGCUGUGGCGUGGGGGGGGCCCGCCCCCCCCCCCCCCCAGCAGCAGCAAACCCGAUUAAGAAUGACUGUCAAAGCUAUAAAAAUGUCGUGCACCACCCCAAAUGUUUAUACUAAAGUGCCUGAUGGAGGAUGGGGAUGGACUGUUGCUUUUGCUUUCUUUGUUGUGGAAGCACUUACAUACGGUAUUAUAAAAUCAUUUGGAGUCUUCUUUACGGAUUUGAUGGAAAGCUUUGAUGAAACCAACAGCAGGAUAUCGUGGAUAAUUUCAAUAUGUGUGUUUGUACUAACUUUUACAGCUCCCUUGUCUACAGUCCUGAGUAACCGUUUUGGUCACGGUCUUGUGGUGAUGGUCGGAGGUAUACUGAUCAGUAUUGGAAUGGUCACAGCCUCCUUUGCACGCACAGUUGUCGAGAUGUAUAUCACAAUUGGCCUAAUUUCUGGCUUGGGAUACUGUCUGUCUUUCCUCCCGACUGUCACCAUUUUGUCACAGUAUUUUGACAAACGGCGUUCACUGGUCACUGCAGUGGCAUCCACAGGAGAAUGUUUUGCUGUCUUCUCUUUUGCGCCAGCUAUCACCUCUUUGAAGGAGCAGAUUGGUUGGCGAUACAGUCUCCUGAUUGUUGGGGUGCUACAGUUAGGCAUUGUUCUCUGUGGAUCACUGCUGCGACCUAUUAUUAUCCAAACACAGGAAGAAGUGAAAGUAUUACCAACAGAAGCGCACACAGAGACUAAGUACAUGCUUGAAAAUGAGCAAACACGCACCUCAAUCGAUUCAAUUGACUCAGGAGUAGAAGUAUCUACCUCACCCAGCAGUGUGCCUGGAAACACCAAAGCAGAGCUGAAAAGUGAAGAACCAAAGGAAACCAUACAGAUGCUUGAUGAAGCUAGCAGCUCCCCGAAAGAACCAAAAAUCCAACUCCUGGACUUCUCUGUGAUGAAAGACCACGGCUUUAUUUGUUACGCACUUUUUGGUCUAUUUGCUACUCUGGGAUUCUUUGCUCCAUCACUCUACAUCAUUCCUCUCAGCAUCAGUCUUGGUAUCGAUAAGGAUCGUUCUGCAUACAUAUUGUCUGCAAUGGCCGUUGCUGAAGUCUUUGGAAGAAUUAGUGCCGGUUGGGUUCUCAACAAGAAGCCGAUCCGCAAGAUUUACAUUGAACUCAUAUGUGUCAUUCUGCUCUCCAUAGCUCUGUUUGCCUUCCCUCUUGCCUAUGGAUUUUGGGGAUUGAUGAUAUGUAGCAUAUUUUUUGGGUUCAUGCUUGGAACUGUAGCGGGCACACACAUUCCAAUGUUAGCCGAAGAUGACGUGGCUGGUAUUGACAGGAUGGCUUCUGCAGCUGGAGUCUAUGUCUUCAUUCAGAGUUUGGCUGGGUUGGCUGGACCACCCCUUGCAGGUGUGCUAGUGGACAUGACACAGAACUACAGAUCAGCAUUCUACUCCUGUGCUGCUGGCAUGGUACUGGGUGCUGUGUUUCUGUCCUUAGUAAGGCCAUGCAAGACAGUACUGUGUCAAGGUCAGAAGCAGGGCUUAGAAGAAAAUGCAUCGGAAGCUUUACAAGACAUACCAGAUGACUUUAUUGAAAUGGAUCUUGGAAAAAUAGAUGAUUCCGUAAGAAGCUGUGACAGCAUAGCAUAAAAAAGCUGGUCCUUAUAAAUCCAAUACACUCUGUAUUAAAUCUGGGGAAAACAAGUCAGCUCUGCUCCAUGUUCUAAAACUAUACUUCAAAGGGAAUGCAACAUUUUAAUGUGAAAAAGUUGCCAUCAACAACUAUUAUUUUGGAAAGAUUGCUUUUAUUUUUUUAAACCAGCAAUGGUAGGUUCCAUAUGAGAGAUGGCCAUGCAUUGCUAGCUACAUAAGAAUACUCCUGUCCCGCAUGAAGAGAUGUGGUUCAUAUUUCUGCUUUCCUAAUACAUGACACCUAGAAGUUCUACUGCUCUUAAGUGGAAAACAAAGUUGUAUGAAAGAAAAUCAGAAGUGGCCCCUACAACUAAAUCUAUUAGGUCACAAUCUUUGAUUGCCUGGCAGGCUUCCCAAACUGUAAAUCUUAUUCAAUCAACAGAAUAAAUAAUGCAGAAGAAAUUAUUUAAUAAAUAAACAUAAUUUGAACUCUUGAGUUUUCCAUCAGAAGAACAUGGACUCUUGUUUCAGAUCAUUGUAAGAAGACAUGGGGGCAGUAGGGUAGGCUAAUUAGUUAAAGUAGAAUUAUUGGUAAAUUGGUUUUUAGUUAACUUGAAUUUUGUAAAUGCUGGGAAGUUGGAGGUUACCACUUAUUUUUAUGGCCAGUUAUUACUGCAGAUAUUUCACUAUAAAGUUAUUUCUCUACAAACUAGCAUCCUAAGAAUCGUUUCCUGUUGCUAGCAAAAUGUACUGUCUUUAAUUUAAACCAGUAUUUAUUAUUUUUUAAGUUAUUCUAGGAUUGUUAAAGGCUAUCAGAUAAAUAAUUUGAAUUGGAGAGAAGAAAUAUCUUGAUUCAGCAGAAAACCUUUUUACCUCUUUGCAUCAAUUCUUUCAAUGCCUAUCAUGUAAACUCAGUUUUGUUUUGAAAAAUCACAAGUUGUUGUGAAUGCUGCCUGAUUUUACUAUGGUGGUCUUAGACAACUAUGCUCUUAAAAUAAUUCUGUGGUAGACUGAAUGCGAGAUACUAUCCAUCUUUUAAUAGACUGUAGGUCAUAGCCUCAGCUGGUGUAAACUGAUAUAGCUCCAUUGAAUAACACUAGCUGGGAAUCUGGUCCUGUAGGAUUAGCUCCUAAACAUACCUGCAACUUUCACUUACCACAGCUGCACAUAAAGGAAUCUUUGUGGCACUACUGAAUUAACAUGAAUAAAGUCAGUACAGCUAAUAUUAAAUAGUAAAGGCACUAGGCCAUUACCAGUAACCGUUUACAUUAUUAGAAUACAAUCAAUGUGUUCUUCAGCUUCUGUAGGCAUCAAAUAACUGGUCUUCUACAAUGGAAAGAAAAUCAUCACACUGGGCCCUACCUUGUUCCCAUUGAAGUCAGUGAGUUUUUUGCCACUCACUUCAGUGACAGCAGAAUUGGGUCCUUAUUGUGUUUCCUGUUUUAUUACCUGUAAAGAAGGGAAUUCUGAAAGACAACAAACUGGCUGUUCACUCACUCUUAUUUUGGUAGAUUCCUUUAUGCAUUAUUAUGCCACUCGGCAACUCAGGGGGACAAGUAAAAAGUUUGUUUGGUUCUUAGUACACAUACAUCUUGACAUGUUUCUCUGUAUUUAAGUGGAAGUGGCACUGUAUAUUAACUGCUAUGCUAACAUGUCUGUAUUUUAUCAGCCAUAGAAAUGUGGGACAAUCUGUAUAAAACUCCUCUCUUUAGGAAGGUGUCUUUGUUUAAACUGUCUUAGAUGUCCAAAAAGAAACACAUUCCUGCAGCAACGUGGCUAUAGCAAUCCAUUGUUACUGUCUGAGAACUAGUGAGACUAUGCUGCAGUUUUGUCUUUUUUUUUUUUUAAUAUGCCUUCAGCACUUUAUCAUGUACAGCAGAACCUCGCUAAAUUGCAUGAAUGACUGGAAGAUCCAUUGUACAUGACUAGAUUUUGUGAGUUAGCGGGUAAGUGAACAAACACAAUACCACAUCAUAAAACUGUAUUUAUUUUUGUAAAUGUUUAUUUUUAAUUUAUGCUAAUGUUUCUGGCAUGCUGGUAAAUGUACUGUAGAAUAUAAUUGUAAAAUUAAUGAAGUCUUAGUAAUAUGAGACCUCACUACAGCACUUUGCUAUUAUAAACUUGUUUAGAAGUGGGAGAGGCUGCCAGGUUGUGUGUGUGAGAAAACUACCUGUUCUGCAGAUUAACGAGGUUCUACUGUCACUUUUUUUACAAGGAUUUCCAAUACAGAUUCAAUAAUAAUGUCUAUAAAUGGCUGCACAAUAAGUUUCUGUUUAUGUCCAUAGCAUGAGCAGGCACGUGUAUGUUCGCAUGCAUAUGCGCACAAAAGACCCACAAAAGCAGGCUUUAACGCGUUCAAAACAGGAUUUGCUGGUUUGUUCUGUAAUGUAUUUAGUGAAGUCUGGAAGUGAUAUAAAAUACUGAGUUUUACAAUAAAGUUUUUUGAAAAACAAAA